AUGGAGGAGGACGAGGGGGCUGCGGGAGGCGCGGAGCAGCGGCGCCCCCGCCGCCGUCCCGGGCCCGAGCGCUCCCCCAGCCCCAGCCGCCUGGACGUGAGCUCCAGCCGCUUCGACCCGCUGCUGGCGCUUUCUCUUUCUGUUUUAGUCCAUGAAGGCAGCCCAUUGGGGGAACUUCAUCGCUGUGUCCGAGAUGGUGUGAAAAUCAAUGUCCAUAUCCGCACUUUCAAAGGGCUUCGUGGAGUCUGCACAGGGUUUUUGGUUGCAUUUGACAAGUUCUGGAAUAUGGCCCUGACAGAUGUGGAUGAGACGUACAGAAAACCAGUAAUGGGCAAAGCUUUCUACGCAGAACCUCAGCUCACCCUAACUCGGCUCUUUGACAGACUCAAGCUGCAGGAGUCCUCAGGAAAGAAGGGAGCUGACUCAAAGACUGUCUCGGGGCAACUAGCCCUGACAAAUGACUCUCAGACCCUGGCACUGAAAGCUGGAUCGGGACGAGCGAGAGCAGAAGAUGAGCGUGAGAGGCAGAAACGCUCGGGCAGAGCUGGAGAAAAGAAGCUGCCAGGUGAUGGUUUGCACCUGCCUGCCAGAGGUGAAGCUGAUGUGGGCAGCGGGACUGCCCACACUGAGGGUGCCAGUGCCGGUGGUACCCGUGCAAGAAGCCAGUCACGGAGAAAAAGGCGGCCCAAAGUGGAUUAUCAACAGGUGUUCACACGUCACAUCAACCAGAUUUUCAUUCGAGGAGAGAAUGUCUUGCUUGUCCAUUUAGCACAUUGACUUGGCUGAGCCUUCGUCAGUGUAUUUAUUUGAUAGCAUGAAUUGCUGCUGCAGCUCUCGUUGCUAUUUAGCGUUCUCAUUAAGUAUGAUGGUACAGUGACUGGUUUCCCGUUGCCAUAAUGAGGUAGGGGAAAUAAUUCUAACUGGAGCGUCCUGAGCUUGAUGCCAAAGCAGCCUCCUUAGAUCUCUGUUGGGGGUCUCAGGACAAGGUCAGCAACACAGUUGUUUCUGUGAGAUGAGGGAGGUAAGCACAGAUCCCACUGCUCCUUAAAAAGAAGCUAAAUGGAGAGGGUCAGCAGAGAAUUUUGGUAUACUCAGUUGUAGGAGCUAAUUGUUGCACACCUUUAAGGAGUUUAAGAUUAGAUCUCCACCUGAAAUGAAUUGCAAAUGCUGUUUUGCAUGUUCUGAGUAAUCUCAAGUGAAGAUUGCUAAUGAAGCCAACAGCUUAUCUGCUGUUAGAUGGAUGUCUUCUUUUCGAGACGUAAUUCUGACAGUCAUUUUGAGAUAAUUGUGAAAAGGUGGAGUGACAUACUACUGAUGGCUCUUUGCCUCUUCUUCAUAGUUAGCUCUGUAAUGUCUCUGUGAUAGAAAACCUCUUAAUUGAAAACUACUCUUUUUCUGUGAAUGAUGGCAGGACUUGAAUUUGUUUUCAGUAUCAGAGUUGAGGCUUCUAUUUGGAAUGCUGUGCUUUAGCCCUGUGUCACCAGCCAGCAGGGAAUGUAGCUGAUCCAGGUACCUCCGUGUUUAUCUCUGUUCCGAGUUUAUCUCUGAAAGUUGUGGAUGCAGAUGGAAAAUUGUCCUUUUAUAUUUCACCUGUUUGCUACUUAGUGUAAUAGUGAAGUUUGCAAAGAUGUAGUUUUUCUUCUCAGAUUUAAGUGUUUGUGCUGAGCACAAUUGUACUGUAUCUAAGCACCUUUCAAAUUCCCUCUGUGGAAACGAGAGGUGCUGUGUCUCCAGUGAUUCUCAUGGAGCAGAAAACUUCAUGGGUCUUUCCUAUCAAUGUGAAUGAUGCAUCAUCUAAUUCCAGUUGAACUGAGCUUUGGAGAUGAAAACAUGUUCUGAAGUAGAAAAGUUGAACUCAGCUCAUCGGUGGCUUUAUUUUAGCAAGGAUGUCAAGCUACUGUAGAUCAGGCCAGGCUUCUGCAGGUAUAAACUGCUUUCCAAGAGCUACAUGCAGAAGUUUGAGGGUAAAUGAAGUUGUUACAUUAUCUAGACUGUUCUACUAGUUGUCAAAGGACACUAGAUUUCACACUGCUAUUCCUGUAUCUCAAGUACCUUAUGCUUUGCAGCAGCUCCGUGUGUUUAAGAUGAAGUUGGGAAAUUGCCAGGAUAAUCCUUAGAUCUGACAUUGGGUAGAACAACUUUUUAGUGCUCUAUAGCAGGUCUUGUAUUGCAUAUAGAGGUCGUAAGUCCUCAAACUGAGUGAGGAGUACUCUCAAUGACACACAUUUCCCUUGCAGCAUACUGUCGUUAGGGGUAUGUCUGGUAUUUAGGUGAGUUGUGGAAAUCAUUUAGUGGAAGUUCCUGGACACACAAGACAGCUGUUUGCCUCUGGGGGAGCCUGAAACUUUUAUGUCAGCAUUUCAGAUGACAUGGGGCUUGGACGGCUGAUCUGUUCAGCCACUGAGCUGCAAACCCAAGUUCAGCCUGGGACAGAAGUGCUACAGAAUAAAACGUACUGUUGAGGCAAAACAGUUUCAUCAAAAGUGGAAAAAAACAAACAAACAAACAAAAAGAAUCAAAAAAGGAAAGAAUAUCUACAGGUUCUUAUUAUACAUAGCUUUAUUGCUGUAACAACUUCUUCCUAUGGACUGAGACUAGGCACUGAAAAGAUUCUUCUCUUGGAGGUUCUUGUUUCCUCUCCUUUUGUGCUGUUCUUGUUUGUGUUCCUGUGGUCUGCAGUUCUUCCUAAGCUCUGGUUUAGGAAGAUUGUUCUUAUAUUCACCCCUAGUUGGCCCAGCUUCCUGAACCUUUCCUGGUUGGCUUUCGAUGUGGCUGCCAACUAACCAGAACUCUUACAAAUUAUUAGAAAUGUGUGAAGCUAGAAACAAGGGGCUUAUUUCUGCUCCUGACUACUCAGCAACUUUUAUUGCAAGUGAAUAUUUUUCUUCAUUAUGUUUUUGGUUGUGGGUUGUUUUUCCCGUCUGCUUUUGGACUGUUACAUUUUUAUUUCAAUUGCUUGGGAUGACUUAUCUCUGCCUUUUCCAUUCAUACCAAAGGCUACUGGUUUUGACCUCUUGUCUUUCCUUCAUACUUACCAAAGGGUGUCAAAUCUCCACUCAGGCCUAUGUACUAUGACAUCUAAUUGAAAUCUUGCUUCUUUUUACCUCAUAUUCUUAAUUCUCUUUGCCUGCCUACUUUAUACUGCCUUGUGCAUUGAAUAAGAUACAAGUACCAUGAAUGUUCUUGUGGCUGUACUGCCCUCCUUCCUUGUCAGUUGACACUUCACCAAGUUCUUCGUUGCUUCUCAAAGUCUCAGUGUUUGCUUUCAUGAGAAAUUUUUUCUCUGAAACCCUGCAGGUGUUUGUUACUUCAUGUCUACAAGUUUCUUUUUUCCCAUUUAUGGAAAAUGCUGGUGCUUAGACUUGCGUUUGUGCCUUGAUUUUUAUAUCAUGACUGAUCUGUUCUUCCAAAAUCAUCAUCUCAGACAAUAAACCUGGCUAGAAACUA
Messenger RNA from Calidris pugnax (ruff), 3447 nucleotides. RefSeq names its product LSM11, U7 small nuclear RNA associated (gene LSM11). Bases 1 to 777 code for a protein of 258 amino acids. NCBI's taxonomy places the organism in Eukaryota, Metazoa, Chordata, Aves, Charadriiformes, Scolopacidae. The transcript is spliced from 4 exons. Gene Ontology annotation, biological process: mRNA 3'-end processing by stem-loop binding and cleavage. Gene Ontology annotation, molecular function: U7 snRNA binding. Gene Ontology annotation, cellular component: U7 snRNP. The record is from RefSeq and is a predicted model, not a curated record.